Molecule: messenger RNA, 3242 nt
Organism: Lontra canadensis (Northern American river otter)
Lineage: Eukaryota; Metazoa; Chordata; Mammalia; Carnivora; Mustelidae
Gene: PIK3R6
Product: phosphoinositide-3-kinase regulatory subunit 6
Exons: 20
Coding region: 239-2737 (832 amino acids)
Biological process (GO): G protein-coupled receptor signaling pathway; positive regulation of MAP kinase activity
Cellular component (GO): phosphatidylinositol 3-kinase complex, class IB
Molecular function (GO): 1-phosphatidylinositol-3-kinase regulator activity
Source: RefSeq, a predicted model, not a curated record
GGCUCUCCCUCACAUCCAGGUGUUUCCUCCCCGGCCAGAGGCAGACACGGCAGGGGAAACAGGCCUGCCCCAUCCCCAGGGGACAGCUGGGAGCAGGGCCCCCAUGUCCCCAGCGCCUCGGGAAUCUAGAAAGUCCAAGUGGGCUUCACGGGCUGAGCUCUGCAUUUCUGCUGUGGGUCCACUAAUCACACGCUCUGAACCAAAGAACGGGGUGUGCUGUCGGCAAGAAUGACUCUUCAUGGAGCACAAAGAACCACCUCUCUGCGGAAAAACAACCACUUUACUUUCCAUUCUGCUGCCUGAGACGACCACAUCCUCCUCACUCACACCCCAGCCUCCCAUGGAGAGCUCAGAUGCGGAGCUGGACCUCCAGCGGAGCGUGCAAGCAGUUCUCCGGGAACUCAGCCCCCAGGCCCCAGCUCUGCAGAGCAACCAAGGCAUGUGGAGAUGGUCCCUGCACAAGAAGGUCGAGAGAGAUCCUGGGAAAAGUCCAGUGCUGGUCCGUAUUCUGCUCAGAGAGCUGGAAAAGGCAGAAAGCGAAGACCUCCGGCAUGUCAUCAUUCCCUUGCUGCAUACUCUGCUGUACGUGCUCACUAAGGCCACCGGCAUCACAGAAGAGCUCUACCGGAGAACCUACAACUUUUGCACGAAGUUGCUAACCCUGCCCGCCCCCUACUGCACCGUAGCCUUGGAUUGUGCCAUAAGGCUGAAAACAGAAACUGCUGUCCCAGGGACGCUGUACCAAAGGCUGGUCAUUGCCGAGCAGAACCUGACGCAUGAGCUGUACCCCUACCAGGAGAGAGUGUUCCUCUUCGUGGAUCCGGAGCUGGUAUCUCCCUCCGUGUGCAGCGCCCUGCUGCUGGAGAUCGAGGCAGCGCAGGUGCAGCAGACCCCGGAGGCCUGCAUGCGGCACGUGGUCUCCCACGCCCUGCAGGCGGCACUCGGGGACGCCUGCCACGCCAGCGCCCUGCAGAGCAAGCUGAAGGCCUGCCCUCGCCGCGCCCUGGAGUGCUAUUUCCACGCCGUGGUGGCCGCCGUGGAGCAGAUGGCCAGCGAACCCAACCGGAGCCGGGAGGGACACCUGGAGAGGCUGGAGGAGAUUUACUGCGGGCUGCUGGGGCCGGCGGCGGCCGCCAGGGGACGCUGCUGCGGUGACCCCCUGCAGGACCCACAGCCAAGAAUCCCUCUGCCCAGCCCCCACAUCUCCUUCCACCUGUGGACCGACGAAGAGCAGCUCUGGAAGGAGCUGGUCCUCUUCCUGCGCCCGCAAUCCCAGUUGCGCCUCAGUGCCGACUUGGAGGCCUUGGAUCUGCAGGGCCUCUGGCCAGACCGGGAGCUGGCCCGGGCGUCCAUGCUGUCCACUGACAGUGGCAUCGAGCGGGACCUGCCCAUGGGGGCUGAUGAGCUGCCUGUCCCCGGCAGCCCUGAGAUGGAGCGUGCCGGGCUGCAGCGCAAAGGAGGCAUCAAGAAGCGGGUGUGGCCUGCCGACAUCUUGAUGCCUGCGUGCUGGGACGGGCCCCAGGGACUGCACCGCAGGACAGGCCUGCCCAGCGGAGAUGGGGGGAUGCUGCCGGGGGUCUCCCGGCUUCACACGGCCAGGGUGCUGGUCCUGGGGGAUGACAGGAUGCUGGGGCGCCUGGCCCAGGCCUACCACUGCCUCAGGAAACGGGAGACCCAGAAGUUCUGCUUGACCCCCAGACUCAGCCUGCAGCUCUACUACAUCCCCGUGCUGGCGCCUGAGGAGCCGGUGACAAGCAGACAUUCGGAGCUCCAAGAGCUGGCGGCGUUCCUGGGCCGCGCAGACCCAUGGUACCAGAACACAGUCAACACACUCUGCCCGGCCAUCCACAAGCUGGCAGAGAUGCCCCCUUCCCUGGACACAUCCCGGACUGUGGACCCCUUCAUCCUGGAUGUCAUCACCUACUAUGUUCGCAUGGGCACCCAACCCAUCUACUUCCAAAUCUACACUGUCAAGAUCUUCAGGGACCUGAGCCAAGGCCCCGCAGAGGACAUUUUCCUCACCGAGCUGAAGGUGGACGUCCAAGACUCCAGACUCCCCAAAGAUGGCUUUUCCCCCAGGAGGAAGGGCACGGCUGAAGGCCCGGGGGCCGAGCUGUCCAUCUGCUACCAGAAGGCCCUGCUCAGCCACCGCGCCCAAGUGGUCACCGGUUCCCUGCGGGCCACUGGGCUGGUCCUGAAGGCCCUUCCAACCAGUGACACUGAUGGUUCGGGGCCCCCCCAGACCCCACAUUCUGCUGCUCCCAUCACAGACCACACGUGCCUGAAUGUCAGCGUGACGGAGGUGGUCAAGUCCUCCAACUUGGCGGGCAGGUCCUUCUCUACGGUGACAAACACCUUCCGGACGGCCACCAUCCAGAUCCAGAGCCAGGACCAGAGGCUCCUGACGCUGCUGCUGGACAAGGACGGUCGGCGAAUGUACAGGGAUGUGGUCAGGCCUCCUCCCGUCUACCCUGUAAUGGAGGGGCUGUCUUCACUGUGCCCCAGCAGAUCUGACCCCAGAGAUGGGUCUCCUGAGCUCGCCUCUCUCCACCCGCAGAAUCGAGGUUGCUCCCUGCCCAGAGCCGUGUUCCGGGACUCACAAGUCCAGGGCGUCGUGGGUUGGUUCACACCAGCCGGAGGCAGAAGGGACCAGAGCCAAGCCCAAGCCCCUUCUCAUGCCCAUCAACACGUUCUCUGGCAUCGUCCAGUGAGCCUGAAAGGGCGGCAGAAGGGCUGAGUCCAAGAGCCCCAGACCAAGAGGAAGGAUACACUACCCCAUCAGCCUCCAAACACUCAUACUAGCAGCCGGGGCGAGGCCAGGCUGCGCUGGGUGGCUUCUGGCUGUGCCCGGAGUUCAGGGAGCUGGGCCCACACCCAGGCCCGAGGACAGCUCCAGCAAAACUGCGCACACGCAAGACCCAGCUCCGUGCACAAAUGUCCACACGCCUUCAUCUAUUUUUAGCCCCACCCCUCCCACUCAAGCUCCCCCAUUGCCCCUGAAAACCCAAGUGAGAGCUGCUGUGUCGUCCAGGGCCCAGGCCUGGGGGAAAGUGGGAAGCAGGGCAAAGGCACCUCCUCUCUCCUGAGUCUGUUCCUUUCCCUCCCUCCAGCCAAUGUCCACGCGUGCAUGGGCAGGCAGGUGUCCCUCCUGGAGGAGAGGAAAUGUCAGAUUCAAUAAAGGCACACUAAAGUGAUUUUGCUUUGACCUAAUACCUGGCCGGAUAGUAAAGACGUGAAAAUUC